Eriocheir sinensis (Chinese mitten crab) is the source of this 3937-nucleotide messenger RNA. RefSeq lists its product as uncharacterized. Gene Ontology annotation, biological process: extracellular matrix organization; proteolysis. Gene Ontology annotation, molecular function: metalloendopeptidase activity. The record is from RefSeq and is a predicted model, not a curated record. Gene Ontology annotation, cellular component: extracellular matrix. Bases 370 to 3546 code for a protein of 1058 amino acids. Lineage: Eukaryota; Metazoa; Arthropoda; Malacostraca; Decapoda; Varunidae. The transcript is spliced from 13 exons.
UCCAACAUUGGCCGGCACGCAGUGAGGGUGUUUCCCGUGCUGUGUAUGUUGCUUCCCUCACGCCACGUUCGUUGCUGCUUCUUAGGGAUGGGCGACGAAACGCCGAUGUCUUCCCAACCACCACGAAGAGCUAAGAAGACCCGUGGAUGCAAUUGUUUUCCUGGCUGCGUAAAAGGAUGAUCCCUUUGGCCACGCAGGCGGCCGGCGAAGGCGUAUUAGAGUGGGAUGGCUGGUAAAAUAUUUAUACAUGAGGUGAAAUUUGGCAGCUAAUGAGUAACACCUCUAUAUAAGUAGUGACACGCCAUGGCUGAACAACCACUUGACCCACAACUUUGAGAAAAGCAAGACCACGGUGACCCGCGCUCCGCCAUGGCACCAACGGCUUCGCCUAGGGCAGGACAGGCCAUGGCCCGUAGGGGGCCGCUAUUCUCCAAGGCCUUGUUCCUGUUGCUACUGCCCCUCUUGGUACCGCCAGGAAGUAUGGAAGUGUUGCGGAUGGGUGAACUGAACUCCGGCGUGGUUCAUGACGGUUAUGGCAUCACCACCACCACCGCCGCCCCAAACACAUCCACCACGCUGCUGGACCACGAUUUUCCCAAGGGGCCGCUGCGACUGCUCCGGCUGGCUGUGUUUUGUGACCCCGCGCUAUUGCACCGCCUGGCCGACCACUACCCCGCCCGCCCGCACGACGCCCUCCACCUCUACGUCACCACCUUCGUCGCCGCACUGGAGGACCUCUUGCGUCAAGGCGCCCCGCUACAGCUGGAGUUGGUGCAGCUCGUGGCGUGGGAGGACAAGCAGGCGGUGCCGUUACAGGCUGGCGGACUGACAGGCGGCGUCUUGAAAAACUUUUGCGAGUGGGUGAGCGCCCUGCGGCCCGCCAAGGGUGACCCACUGCACUGGCAACACGCCCUGCUGCUUACCGGAGAAGACCUAUUUGAGUCCACGCCUUCCUCCCUCGGGGCGAGCUUCGUCGGAGGGAUGUGUCACCCUCACGGCUCCUGCUCCGUGGUGGAGGCGGGUACCUUCAAGGCAGUGCACGUGGCUGCCCACGAGCUGGCUCACUCCAUGGGUGUCCCUCACGACGGAGAGGCCGGCGCCUCAGCCUGCAAGGGAGACGGCUUCAUCAUGUCACAAAGCAUGACACAGGCAUCCUUUUCCUGGUCGUCUUGCUCCAAGGACGCCUUCGCUACCUUUCUUGAGCAAGACAAGUGCUUGGAGAAGGCACAGGUGCUGCAGGCUGUAGAGCACAAUGCUGGGGGUUUACCAGGGCAGAGGUUCCCAGCUGACCAGCAGUGUGUCAUCGCCUAUGGACCAGAAUACAAAGCGGCACCAUCCACUACAAGCAUUUGUAAGUAUUUAAGCUGCAGCAAUGGGUACAUGACACGGGGUGCCCACCCUGCCCUGGCUGGCACCACCUGUGGUAGGAACAUGGUGUGUGUUGCGGGAGAAUGCAGUGCCUCACCUGACACCCCAACGAAUACUCACCCACCCAACCAGCCACCAACUCAGCCACCCAGCUGGCCUCCCUUCCAACCACCUGAGCAGCCAACCACCAAACCCCCCAGCUGGCCUCCCUUCCAACAGCCCACCCAGCCCCCCAAUUGGCCUCCCUUCCAACCACCUGAGCAGCCAACCACCAAACCCCCUAAUUGGCCUCCCUUCCAAAUGCCCACCAACCCCCCCAAUUGGCCUCCCUUCCAACCCCCCAACCAACCUCCUGAGCAGCCACCAUUCCAACCACCAAACAGGCCACCCAUCUGUAAGCCCAACGGCUCUCCUUUCAACCGGCCACCUUUCUGUAAGCCCUACCGCCCUCCUUUCAACUCACCCAACUGGCCACCCUCGGUAAUCUUCAAUCCCGUGAUGGAGUCAGCCUUCCGUCUGGCAGCUGUCCCCAACGAGGUCAGCACAAUACCACUGCCUCUUCGUUGCAUGCUCCUCCCAGCCUUCCUUCACCCCUACAUUGGCUGUGGCUCCAGCCUCAUCAACUAUCCCUCCUCCUCCUCCAACAGUUCUGAGGCAAGGUUGGCUACGUCAGCAAGAUCCUUAACCUCACUGUCUAUAUCAGCUUCCUCUCAAGAGAAUGGACAAGAAGGGGGUGAGAUGGUUCCUCCCCACCAUGUAAAUCUUGAGAAAACAACACCAUUCACUUUCCAUAACACCAACUGGAGCACCGCUUAUCUGCCGUCAUCUCCUCCUUCCCAUUCCUACCUUCCUUCUUUCUAUUCCUCACUCUCCACCAUCAUCCCCCAAACGUAUGAUAUUCCUUCCAAUUAUGCGUACCCCGCCCUGGAAAAGAACAACAGUGUACCUAAAUCAAUAGAAGUGGAAAAUAGGGAGGAGAGCCUCACCAAAGACAAAAGAAUUGAAGGAUAUGAUGCACCAUCAUCCAACCAACAUUCAUCUAAGGGAAAGGAGAGCAACAAUGUGAAAGAGAAAGGAGAUACAGAGGGAAAUGAAGUGCCAGCUGUGAACUACAAGAUGUUAGCUUCUCAAAUGUCAAAUAUUACUAGUCAUGCAGCUGAAGAACAAACACUCCCAUCCUUUAGUAUUACAAGACAAGGCACAGCAGAGAAAGCUUCCAUGAAGUAUGAUGCCACUCCACACAGCAUUAUACAACCACUGCUUCCUAAGAGUGCUGCAGACAGUGCAGACUUUAGGCAGGAUGCUGAUGGGAUUGCCGAUGACGGCGAAGAGAAGAAAGGCAAUGAUGGAGGUGACUGUGAUGAUUUAAAUGAUGCACACAAAUGCAGCAGUCAUGACAGGGAAAACACUUACCAAGGUGAAGACAACAAGGGUGUAACUGAUAGUGACCCAGGAGGCAGAGACCCCAGGAGCAGCACCAACAAAGACAGCAUCGGGAAAUGGACUUUACCGAAAUUCAACGUGACAGGAAUUGGCCUCUAUGUCCCAAUGCCACCCAAUUCUAUUCGUCAACUGCUAGCUCAGGUGUUUACUGAGAGCCACAGAGCCACCACGCCAAGCCCAGAAGCAGGCAGACCAGUGGCUUUGCUUCGGGAUGCUGCUGUUCAACACCCUGUCCUGGCCGCCACCGCCCCUGCCUACGCCCGCAACAGCCUCUCCUCUGCCUGCAGCAGUCAAUGUGGUGGUGGCAUCCGAACCAUCUAUCAGGUAUGUGUGGAGGUGACGGACCCAGAGAAGGUGGUGUCAGAAGACAAGUGUGUAGGUCUGCCGAACUACCACGCUCCCUACAACCAAGUUUGCAAUGCCUUUCCAUGCCGGAACCCAAGAUGGGAGGCAGGUCCCUGGAGCCCCUGCUCUGAGUGGUGUGGUGUCGGGCUGCAGCACCGCCUUGUGGGCUGUGUCACACCUUUGGGGGAGGACAGAACCUCCUCCACUCUUGCUGCCGCCUGGUUCAUGAAGCCCAGCGACUGCCCCGGCGACAUGCCCAUCCCUGUGCGGGUGUGUGAGGGUCCCUGCCAGCCAGUGGAUUGCAGCCUCCCAGCCAACAUCCUACACAUGGCCUGCUCCAGCCACCUGAAGGAUCCGCCUCUGGAACAAGACCACAAAGAGAAAAUUUAAUCUGAAUCAGGACCUGUUUAGAAAAUACUAGGAUAUAUCUUGGAAAUCUUACUUUUAAGCAUUUCUUACUUUCAUAACUUCAUGUUCCUAUAAAUAGAUAAGUAUUUGAAAAGAUGUGCUAUUGUAGAAAAUCUGCUUGCACAGCGUAUAAUAUACACAGAAUAUACAGAGUGUGUGCACUUGUGUGUACACAUGAGCAUGCAGUGAGACUCCAACUUUCUCACUCGACUCUGCAGGUCAGAAUGAAUAAAUCAAUUUCGUUUGACAGUAGAGAGAGAGUGAUAAUGUGUAUAGCAGAGUAUCAGGUUCUGUAUAGUUAGAAAAAAAUGUACUAAUGCAUAGUGUACCCCUGAUUAUAAACUGAAAUGAAAAAUAAAUUUACAAAAAAUAA